GCAGGAGAAAUGCCUUCCGAGAAGGAAGCCAGCGCUGGCCUGUCCAACGCCUACGGGUCCUUGAAACCAGGGAGGAGACGCGUGAAUAUAAAACAGCGCGCGCCAUGGUAGCGACUGGGAUCAGACCACCAAAAGCGUCAGAGCCAUGAGGACCACUCUAGUUUUAUCGAGUCUACUUGCCCUCUGUCUCCUUGUCCUCGCUGAAGACAAGCCGGCCGAUGAGAAACCAGCUGAAACAACAACAGCGGCACCCGCUGACGAUGACAAGAAGGAAGGCGACGAGAAAGUCGAAGGCCGUGGACUCUUCCUGAGCGGCGGCGGGCUCGGCGGUGGCCUCGGCGGCUGCCCGCCAUGCCCCUGUGGCUACGGACCGGGAGUAGGUGGAGGAUAUGGUGGAGCAGGCUACGGCUCCGGCUUGGGCGGUAGUUACGGUGCCGGCGGAGCUGGCUAUGGAGGAGGUUACAGUGGAGGCUACCGCGGUGGUUACGGUGGUGGCUAUGGAGGUGGCUACAGUGGAGGUGUUCGUCCCGGCGUAGGCAUCGGUGGCGCUAGCUACGGUGGAGGCGCUGGCUACGCUGGAGGCGUUCGUCCCGGCGUCGGCAUUGGAGGCGCUGGCUACGGAGGUGGGGUCGGUCCUGGCUACGGAGGAGGAGUCGGUCCCGGUGUUGGCGUUGGUCCUGGCAUCGGCAAGGGUGUCGUCGGAGGACCUGUUGGCCCCGUUGGUGGUGCUGAAGUGGGAAUCGGUCCCGGUAUCGGUAAGGGAGUCGUCGGAGGGCCCGUUGGAGGACCUGUUGGAGGCGCUGUUGGUGUCGGUCCCGGCCUCGGUAAGGGAGUCGUCGGAGGACCCGUCGGAGGACCUGUUGGAGGUGCUAUCGGUGUUGGUCCCGGAGUUGGUGGGGUUGGCGGACCCGGCCUGGGUGUUGCACCGGGAGUUGGCGGAGGUUACGGAGGCUACGGAGGAGGUGUCGGUGGUGCGGCUGCUGCCAGUGCCGGCUACGAGAGUGCCGGAGGUUUCGCUAAUAAGGCCGCUGGGCAGGAAGCCGGCCAGGGAAGCUUUGCCUACAAUCUUGGAGGCUCGGACAAGAAGGUCUUCGGGCACAGCUCAUCCUACGGAGACUCGAAAAGCUUUGGCCUGAGCGAAAGCGAGGGCUUCAACCGCGGCGAGGGCCAAGCAAGCCAUGGUAGUGCCUUCGGCAAGGAGGCUGCCGGAUCUGGUUCCACGUCCCAUAGUUCUGGAAAGGAGGUCGUCGUCGGCUGAAAUAUUUUUAUGGAUCGCUGUUUGUGUGCUGGUCGCCAACGCAGUUUUCCACUUCUCCAAUGAAGCUCACAUCUAGCUCUAGCCUGUGCCAUAGUCUUCGGAGCUUCGUGCAGUAAACAGUGAUACUUCUGCACUACACACAAAUUAAUAAAACGAUAGCGCUCCGAAGAACGACAACGUAAUACAUGUUUUGUUUUCUCAAUGGGAGCACCCACAUUUGCCAAACAUUGCAGAAGCGAGUACCAAAAAAUGGAGUUAUCCUGCACAGAAUAUCUGCAAUAAAAAUGUCUUCAUAAAGUUCCA
Molecule: messenger RNA, 1561 nt
Organism: Dermacentor silvarum
Lineage: Eukaryota; Metazoa; Arthropoda; Arachnida; Ixodida; Ixodidae
Exons: 3
Coding region: 146-1258 (370 amino acids)
Source: RefSeq, a predicted model, not a curated record